Arabidopsis lyrata subsp. lyrata is the source of this 2085-nucleotide messenger RNA. RefSeq names its product bromodomain testis-specific protein. Gene Ontology annotation, molecular function: protein binding. The transcript is spliced from 8 exons. The coding region runs from base 154 to 1911 and encodes 585 amino acids. Lineage: Eukaryota; Viridiplantae; Streptophyta; Magnoliopsida; Brassicales; Brassicaceae. The record is from RefSeq and is a predicted model, not a curated record.
AAUGAAAAGAAAAAAAUAAAUAGAUCUUAUAAAGGCACGGGAGAAUAAGAUCCCCUAGCUUUGUUUGAUUUAGGGUUUCCUUUUCUGGAGUCUCUUAUAGCUUCUGUGUGUGAUAUAUACGUUACGAGGUUUAUAGUAUCGUCGUCGAAGAGUAUGAAGCGUAAAAGCGGACAUAAGAAAGGGAAGAAGUCUAAAAAGUCUAAGACUAUCAAUGAAGAAGGGAACUUGAAUGAGUCAACCGAAAUCGCGGAGAAUCAAACCUCUGAGCAAAGUUCUGAAGCUCCUGUUGAGUGUGAGAAUGAUGAAUCUAAAAUGGAGGUUGAUGCUCCUUUGUCUAUUGGGAGUGGUAAUUCACCUAUUGCUGGGAGUGUAGAUCCAGCUGAGAAUAUAGCGGCGAAGUCAGUUGCGCGUGUUAAGGUUAAAUUGAAGACUUCGAAAGCACCAGAACCUGAUGAGACCUUGGGUAAUGAUAUCGAUAAAGCGGUGUCUGAAAAACCUGUUGUGCCUGCUGAGAAAAAGGAGGAAUUGGUUCCUCCUCGUUUGCCUGAGAGGAAGCCGGUGUUUUUGAAUGUUUACAGGAAAACUAAAGGUAUAAAGAUUAAGACUUCAAAGAUGGUUGAUGGGUCUAGCUCGGUUACUGAGAAGAGUGCUGAUGCUGUCAAGGUUCAGGAUGCAGUAGUACUUCAAAAGGAUACGAAAACGCCGGAUGAGGAUUCUCAAGCCAGUAAGAAAGAGCCAGAAGUUGCACCGAUUUCUUUGCAGAAAGAGGAGAAGAAGACUGAUCAAAAUUCACGAUACAAUAAGCAAGAACUGGAAGAUUCUCUUACAGUGAUCAAGAAGAUUAUGAAGAUGGAUGCUGCUGAUCCUUUUAAUGUUCCUGUGAACCCAGAAGCUCUUGGAAUUCCUGACUACUUUGAUAUCAUCAAGACACCUAUGGAUUUUGGAACAAUAUGCAAUAAUUUUGAGAAAGGCAACAAGUAUAUGAAUUCUGAGGAUGUUUACAAGGAUGUCAACUACAUUUGGAAUAACUGUUCCAAGUACAAUAAGAAAGGUGAUUAUAUUGUGGAUCUGAUGAAGCGAGUGAAGAAAAAUUUCAUGAAGUACUGGACUGCAGCAGGGUUGUAUACCGAGCAAUCAGCAGCAGAAAAUACAGAGGAUGGCGGGAAGGCAUCCACCAAAGGCAGUCAAUCAAAGCAGAAGAGUCAUAAACGCCAUGGAAGGCACCACAAGAGUGAUUGCAUGUGUGCGGUAUGUGUUCUGAAGCGACGUAAAAGAGAACGUGAGCGAGAUUCUGGAGCACAAGAGGAAUCUUCACCUACAGGAAGUCCUUCUGUGGAUAAUUCAUCAAUAAACAUGGGUGAGGAGCAGGAUAUGGAUAUUGGUGUUGACGACAAAACUGAACAAGAAAAAACAGAAAUCGUGGAACUAGAUAGUCCGGUGUCAAGAACACAAAGAGUGCCUGAAAAUAAUCAAGAGGUGGUGGAAGAGGAAAACGUUGAAGUGGAGAGUGAAAAUAAAACCGAAGCUAAUGUAGAGGACAAGACUCAAUCGAUUGAUAUAUCAAUGGAAGAGACUGGAGAUGAGCCUGUGACUAGUGCUGCAGAGAAAUCGGUUGUUUUAGCUUCCCUUGAAGGUCCAAAAUCGACUCAGAAUGAGGAAGAAGAGAAGGAAAAACAACUCCAAGAGCAAAAGAAACGGCAGGAGUUGGAGCGUAAAGAAUGGCGAAUAAAGAUGCAAGAAAAGUUCCAAGUCAGAAACCCGCAGCUUCUAAGUCUCUGUGAAACUCUCUUCCCUAAUGAAAACAACCACAAUUCCGUAUGGAACGGACCUCACUCGCUGUUUAAACGUAGAGGAGGUUCUUCAAAUCAUAGUAGUGCUUUACACAAAGCAGUUGAGUCACUGAUGAAGUAGUAAGGAUUCAAAAUGUAACAUAAGUGUUUAGCCUAUCAUUCUUCGUUUUGCCUGUUAUACAUACAUAUGUUUGUUACAUUCAACACCAAUAUCCAUAAGUAUCUUUGUCAUUGAAACCAGAACAUAAAACCGUUCAUGAAUUUUCAGACGAAUCAAUUCCUAGUCAAUCAUUCA